AUGGUCAUGGGCGACAAGAAGAGCCCGACCAGGCCAAAAAGGCAAGCCAAACCUGCAGCCGACGAAGGCUUUUGGGAUUGUAGCGUGUGCACCUUUCGGAACAGCGCCGAAGCCUUCAAAUGCAGCAUCUGCGAUGUCAGGAAAGGCACCUCCACAAGAAAACCUAGGAUAAACUCUCAGUUGGUGGCACAACAAGUUGCCCAGCAAUAUGCAACCCCACCGCCACCUAAGAAGGAGAAGAAGGAAAAGGUGGAAAAACAAGACAAAGAAAAGCCUGACAAAGAGAAGGAAAUUAGUCCAAGUGUUACAAAGAAGAACACUAACAAGAAGACUAAACCAAAGUCAGAUAUUGUGAAAGAUCCUCCUAGCGAAGCGAAUAGUAUACAAUCUGGGAAUACUACAACAAAGAUGAGCGACUCAAAUCACACUUCAAGACCCAGACUGAAAAAUGUGGACAGAAGUACUGCACAGCAGCUGGCAGUCACAGUGGGAAAUGUCACAGUAAUUAUCACAGACUUUAAAGAAAAGACUCGCUCCUCUUCCACGUCGUCUUCUACAGUGACCUCCAGUGCAGGAUCAGAACAACAGAAUCAGAGCAGCUCGGGCUCUGAGAGCACAGACAAGGGUUCGUCCCGUUCCUCCACGCCAAAGGGGGACAUGUCGGCAGUCAAUGAUGAAUCUUUCUGAAAAUUGCACAUGGAGUUGUGGAAACUAUGAAUCAGGGUAUGAAAUUCAAACACUCCACCUGCCCAUGCUGUUCAGAUCCUGGAGAGCCUCUUUUGUGCUUGAACACACACUUUCUUGGACAUCGACCUCUUACUGAUGCAACCAGGAUAAUUUCUGCUUGCCGUGGGCAUCUGGCCACCAAGGAAUUUCUCACCCUAACGAUUACUCUUGACACUUUUAUGUAUUCCAUUGUUUUAUAUGAUUUUCCUAACAAUCAUUUAUAAUUGGAUGUGCUCCUGAAUCUACUUUUUUAUAAUAUCUGCUGUGCACAAUUUUCCAUGAACAUUACAACUUUUUGUUUUGGGAUAGGGAGUGGGUGGGGAGGGAAGGGGGCUUUAUUUAUUGCAUUCACAAACUCCAUCCUCUCUCAACAUAUCCUUUUUAAGUUCAGUUCUUCUUCCAGUUAUACUGUGUACUAUCAGUUUUGAUAUAAAUUAUAUAUAAAUAUAUAUAUAAAUAAAUAUAUAUAAAGGGUUAUUUGAAACCAAUACAUGGAAACGCUGGUGCUUGAAACACUGUGAAGUGAAAAAAAAAUAUUGAACAGUUAAAGAUCCGGGACAGUCCCCUUCUGUGAAAGUGCUGAAACUGAAAUGGAACUGGUCUUAGGUGAAAAGCGUUCCUGAAGGUUUGAACCUAGAUGGGACCCAUUCUCUCGAUUUGUUCCUUCCCCGUUUCUUCCCUAAGCAAUGGCUAUAAGUGUACUGGACACAGUUUUGAUUUUUUUUUUUUAUACCUUGGGAUUUGAAAUCAGGAGAUUGCUCCAGAUAAAUGUGUAUUUCUACUAGGGUAACUCAGCUUGACAGCUUGCAGGUUCGUGUCCAGCUGGAGCGUAAGUGUUCAGAACUAGUCUGGUGCCAGCACGCCACGGAUUCACGCGUUUCGGUAACAUCAGCACUGCUAUGUCGUGCAUAGCCAACCCCCCAGAAGUUCGGUAUCCUUAGGUUUAAUGACUUUUAUCAGUUUUCCAGUCCUGUGUCGACGACUGAGGUAACAUUAAAACUGGAGCUGUUCGCUGUGGGUUUUGCUGCGCCCAGCGGUGUGCGGGUCGGUCAUCGUCCGCUCCCUCCCGCCUGUCCUGUCCGUGCUGCCGGGAUCGCUGUUCUGUUUGAAUUCCGGCCCUAUCCCAGGGAUGAUCUCUGAGCAGCGUGUCAUCUGGUGAGGAUGUUAGGCUUGUCCACACUAGGACACUCUGGGCAUGCUGCUGGGGAAGCAGGCGUAGUGAUGAGCUGCCCCGCUGGCGAGCCCGCAGCGCCUGCGACUCCUGCUUGCGCCCAGUAUCUCUUCGGUUGCGUUCUGAAGCUGUUCGGGCUGUAACUUCUUCUCCUGGCCUGUUAGUGUUGCUUUACAGUUUACCUUCCAUGCAUUAUCCUGCUAAAACACUAGUCUGAGGAGGUGAAACAAACUUUAAAAAAAAACAAAAAACAAAAAACACACCUCUUUGGCUUUUCAUCUUUGUUUAGUGGCCCCAGGGUGCCCUGCAGUAAUUUCAGGCACAGAGGCUGUGGCUUUAUUCGACAUCAAAUGCAUAACUUCUGGGUGUGAGGAAAGAGGGCCACUUCUUGACAACUUCGUGCCAGCUUGUUGUGUUGUGAAUUAUUUGCUUAGCAAGAGUGAUUUCUCUUUGUGGAGGCAAUGGAUUUGAAAUUUCCUUUAAAAUCGUGUGGUUUUGAGUAGCAGACGUAGGUUCCUUUCACACUAGCGACAGAAAUCUGCGAGGUACCAAUCCAUUACCACCUCCGCUCGAAGAUACGUGCGGUGGCAAUGCCUUUGUGGUGGUGGUUUUAUUCUGAGUACGUUGAUAUGGACACCCCAACUUAAUUCCGCUUAUAUUCACAGUAUAGGCUGUCUGUACCUUUUUAAGCAUUUUUGAAGUAUUUAUUAAAGAACCAAAGGAAAACAGAUGCUUCCUAUGAGCAUCAAGACAAUUUAUUAUACAUAGUUUUAAAUACUAUGAAUUUCUCAAUCCACAUUUUAACAUUAGUGGGAUAUUGCAAAGACAUUCCUUUUUCCAGUUUUUACUAUUCCUUUAAGGGUCUCAGGGAGGGUAAACUGGUCAGCCAUAUUUAUUUAUUUUACUGAAAUGUAUUGGAAUAAUUUUUUAAAAGAGAUUUUUUGAAGAUGCCCCUGAACUUGUAUAUUUUGCACUGCUUUAUAAAUGAUCCAUUAUCGAUUAGGCUUGCGUGCAUUUUGGCCGUGAUCCAGCAAAGCGUGUAAGCGAGUGGCAAGUCCCUUCAGCGGGGCUCUUUCUGGUGCUUAGUCAAACACGUGCUUGCAUUCUUUGUUGAAUCUGGGAAUUUGUGCAAAAAAAAAAAAAAAAAAAGCAUUGUGUGUACCAGGAAAUUGCUUCUUUUUAAAGUGAAUGGACCUGUAGAUUAGUUGAAAAAGCUUUAACGCAGUAACCAGCUACUCAUAGGCUACUGAUUAAGUCAGUGAAAUCUGUUUCUUUGGGUGUGCCUCCUUGAUAAAGUAGCUUACUAUACAUAAGUGGGAAAAUUUAUUUUGAACAAGUGACCUGUAAUUCUGCAUUUAGUAGAAAUUGCUAGCUAAGCGUUGAACUUACCCGGCCUCAUUCGUAGCUGUUGUGUUGUGGAUUUGGAGGAUAGCGUUUGCUUUUACACUUGAUUUCUGAAGUUAGCACCCCCAAGGCAUGUGUCUGGAAAUGGGAUUCCCUUCACACGUUGCGUCCUCUGGUUAUCCUGCUGUUGUUGGGGAGCAUGUUUAAAGCCAACCAAGCCAACAAAAACACUAGUAUAGAGGAAGGACCAGGCUCUUGGUAUUCAGUGGCACGGAAAGCAGGUAAGUAAAGCACAGUGUUACGUUCGCUAAGUUUCAACUUUUACACAGACACACACAUACACCAACACAGCUUGCCUGACUUGCUCAGUUUGACAUAGUUACGCAAAGGAGAAAUUAAAAAAAAAAAAAGGCAUUUUACACAACCAGGCUAUUUAUUUUAAUUGGAACACUUUGCUCGUUUUGAAUUGGACAGAUCUAAAACAUGGCAGUAGCUUCCGCGAGUUUAUUUCCACUGAGACGUCUUCACCUGCCUUACCAAGAUCAUUCUCAGUCUACUUUUUUAAGCUCUACCAUAAACUUAAAUUAUUGAAAAUUUAUUAAUUGCUGACUAUAUAAUAACCUUUGCUUGUAUGUAACCGAAUGGUUUUAAGAGCCAACAUUUAGAGUAUGACAAUGGAGCUGAACAGUUUUUAAUGCGCAAGCAGUUCUGUUCUUGUGUAUGACUUGUAACCUUAAUUUACUGUGUAAAGAUGGUUACAUUAUUUCCUUAGCUUUGUUUGUUGGAGACAAAUAUAGAAUGCUUGUUUAAGUAUGUCAAAACAUAAUCUUAUCUUGUGGAUUUUUAUGUUAAUGUAUUAUACGAGCUAUAUUUUUCAUUUGCCCAGAAAGACAGCUUGUAUAACGCUUUUGAAAGUUUUUCCGCUCUGUAAAGUCUUUAGAGCUGACAGUCCUGUUAGGUUUGUUUUAAUCUUCAUGCUAAAGUGUCAAUGGUGGUUUUGUGAACUGGUCAGAAAUUCACAGGUCUUAAAUGUUUUCGGGAAAUUUAUAUUGGACACUGCUCUUUGUCUAGCAAAUAAAAGAUGUUAAUAUAUUCCUGUUACUGGCAUGUGCACGACUGUUAUUAGAAGCCACUUUAUCAUUUU
This is a messenger RNA of Cygnus atratus (black swan), 4385 nucleotides long. It is a transcript of the gene RYBP, whose product is annotated as RING1 and YY1 binding protein. The coding region runs from base 1 to 687 and encodes 228 amino acids. The record is from RefSeq and is a predicted model, not a curated record. Gene Ontology annotation, biological process: positive regulation of DNA-templated transcription. Gene Ontology annotation, cellular component: nucleus. Gene Ontology annotation, molecular function: transcription coregulator activity; DNA binding. The transcript has 5 exons. NCBI's taxonomy places the organism in Eukaryota, Metazoa, Chordata, Aves, Anseriformes, Anatidae.